Molecule: messenger RNA, 717 nt
Organism: Seminavis robusta
Lineage: Eukaryota; Bacillariophyta; Bacillariophyceae; Naviculales; Naviculaceae
Source: the annotation of a GenBank genome assembly
AUGACCGCCACGACCAAACACAAAAUGAUGAUGCGAUGGAUUAUACCACAAAACAGAGGCCCAGAUCCUCCAGCAAGUUUUGGACGCCACAUUGAGGAACUCUUCGAUAAUAUUGACACCUGCAUCGCUUUCUCAGUAGAAGGCGGAGAUGUCAUUAGUGACCGCAACACUGUCAGCGCCGGAAUAGCCACUCUACAAGCCACGGGCCUAUUCAUUCAUCCCAUCCGAGAAUGGAAAAAGCGUUUACACCAGGAAAACCGCAACCUCACCCACUUCAAAGAAUUCUUUCGUGAUGCUGAAAAUGUCCGCCAGACCGAAACCACUGUCACCGCCGCAGGCUACCACCAACGAGCCAACGCAACUAUCCCGGACACCCAAACCGUUACCACCGGGACUCCUACGCUCACCCAUCCACAAAUGAUCGACAUAGCCACGAUCACCGGGAUCGUCCAAGAGUCACUUCGAGAAUCCCAAGCAGCAAACGCAACCCCCACCACCACCGAUUGCGCCAACCGCACGCUCGUACCAGAGCUGUUCACGGAGCCGACUCGAUGCAUGGGAUUUGGUGCUGGCUCGGUUACUGCCAACACCCAAGCCACAACAGUGAUACGUGCAACUUCCCCAAGGAGGGCCACAACAUCAAGGCCACCGCACAAAACAAAUGGAGGCGAACGAACGAUACAGCCGCCGGAAAUGAUUUCAGGGAAGCUAACCUAA